Molecule: messenger RNA, 1519 nt
Organism: Gadus macrocephalus (Pacific cod)
Lineage: Eukaryota; Metazoa; Chordata; Actinopteri; Gadiformes; Gadidae
Product: acyl-coenzyme A thioesterase 1-like
Exons: 3
Coding region: 91-1362 (423 amino acids)
Biological process (GO): fatty acid metabolic process; acyl-CoA metabolic process
Molecular function (GO): fatty acyl-CoA hydrolase activity
Source: RefSeq, a predicted model, not a curated record
UGUACUGUAGAAACGCCACACGUCUGCGUGAAGGACGAUCCUUGGACCCAUCAUCUUCCAGCACAUCUCGGAGAGACAACUUGUGGAAGCAUGUCCGCCCUGGUACGUCUGAGGCUGCUGCCCAGCGCCAAGUGCCUGUACACCCAGCCCGUCCGGGUUGUGGUGGACGGCCUGCGCUCGUCCCAGGUAGUCACCGUGAAGGCCAGGGCCACCGACGACAAGGGGGUGCCGUUCCACGCCUCCGCCGUCUACAGGGCCGACGCGGGCGGGGCCGUGGACCUCGGCAGGGAGCCCUCGCUGGGCGGGAGCUACACGGGCUUGGAGCCCAUGGGUCUGCUGUGGUCCCUGAGGGCCGACGCCCUCCACACCAAGUUCUGCAAGAGCGACUCCCGGAGGCCCCACGUGGUCAGGUUCUCCGUGCACGAUGGAGAGGCGGGGGCUGGCCCCCUGUUGGCCGAGGCGACCAAUGAGAGGCGUCUGCUGGCGGAUGGGGUCGAACGGCAACCAAUCAAAGAAGGGAACAUCCGGGGAGUUCUCUUUGUACCCCCUGGAGAUGGCCCCUUCCCUGCUGUCUUGGACCUCUACACAUUUGGCGGUGGGCUGACUGAGAGACGAGCCUCUCUCCUGGCCAACUGUGGCCUCAUGGUUCUGACCCUUGCGCUGUACGGCCAUGACGACCAGCCCAAGAAGGUUGCAAAGCUUCACUUGGACCACUUUGAGGAGGCAAUACAGUUGUUAGGGAAGCAUCCAAAGGCCAUGGAUUCGGGCGUUGGCUUAAUAUCAAUAUCCAAGAGCGGAGAUCUGGCACUUUCCAUCGCCACGCACCUCCCAAACGUUAAAGCCACCGUGUGGAUAAACGGCUGCUGCUCCAACGUCGUGCUACCCCUCUACUACAGAGGGAGUCAAAUACACUCUGCACUGAUGUACGACGUUGGUCGUGUUAGAGUCACCGAGUCUGGGGCUUUGAACAUAAAGCACGGCCUUGACGACCCUCUGGCCCCGGAGAACGAGGGAUCGCUGAUCCCCAUCGAACGAGCCACAGGGCGCUUCCUCUUCGUGGCCGCCGAGGACGACCUCAACUGGGACAGUUGUCAUUUUGCCGACCAGAUGACGGAGAGGCUGAGACGUCAGGGGAAGGACAACUUUGAGAAGGUGGUGUACCCGGGAGCAGGGCACUAUCUGGAGCCGCCGUUCGGGCCAUACUGCCCGUCCAGCUUCCACGGGGUGGUGGGGGCGCCGGUCGCCUGGGGCGGGGAACCCAAGGCCCACGCCAAGGCUGAGAUGCACCUGUGGAACAAGAUCCAAGAGUUCUUCAGAACGCACCUGGUCCCAGAGGCUGGUGCAGCCAAAGAUAGGUUAUAGGAGGCUGCAGCCUCCUAUAACCUUAAGCUCCGGAGUAAAAUGUUCAAUGUUAUGAUUUGUGCCUCCUUCUGUUGAAAUGAAACUAUGAGCCUUGUUUGAUGAAUUGCCAUAUCACACAAAAAGAAAGAUAUACUACUGAGGCAUGUUCCCAUCUUGA